Cinclus cinclus is the source of this 1524-nucleotide messenger RNA. It is a transcript of the gene GLDN, whose product is annotated as gliomedin. The transcript is spliced from 10 exons. NCBI's taxonomy places the organism in Eukaryota, Metazoa, Chordata, Aves, Passeriformes, Cinclidae. Gene Ontology annotation, cellular component: cell surface. The record is from RefSeq and is a predicted model, not a curated record. Gene Ontology annotation, biological process: signal transduction. The coding region runs from base 223 to 1524 and encodes 433 amino acids.
GCGCUGCUGGCCGCCGUGGGGCUGCUGUCGGCGCUCAGCGCCGCGGGCACGCUGUUCCUGCUGGCGCAGUGGCGGGAGCUCGGCGCGGCGCUGCGGGAGCUGGAGGCGGCGGGGAACGGCUCCGUGCGGGGGCUGCCCCCCGCGCCCGCGCCCGCCGCUCGCUCCCGGCGCAGCCGCCGCGGGGAGCGCGCCCGCGGCCACGCGCGCGCCGACGGCGACGAGAUGCUGCUGAUGCUCACCUACUCCAUGGUGCCGGUCCGAGUGAUGGUGGAUCUGUGUAACAGCACAAAAGGGAUAUGCUUAACAGGCCUCCCAGGACCCCCAGGGCCUCCUGGGCUUGAUGGACUGCCUGGCUACAAUGGAUCAGAUGGAAUCCCAGGAACUCCAGGACAAAAGGGAGAACCAGGAAUAAAUGGAAAAAGAGGAAAAAUAGGUUUGCCAGGACCAAAAGGUGAUCAAGGACAGAAAGGAGAACCAGGAGAAAUGGGUUUGCCUGGCAAGGAUGGUAUGCCUGGAGGAAAAGGUGCAAGAGGAGCCAAGGGAGAAAAGGGGGAUGCAAACAAUGAUGUGAUAUUAGAAGGUGCAAAAGGUGAGCCUGGACCACCUGGGCCCCCUGGACCUCCUGGACCCCCAGGGCCUCCAGGCAAACGUAAAGGUAAAGUCAAAGCAGAGCUUCUGGAGAACAUCUACAGCAGCAAAUGCACAGGUGAGACAUGUGCUAUACCUAAUGAUGAUACCCUCGAUGGAAAGGUGGAAGAUAGAACCCCAGGUCCUUCAAAAAAAGCUGAAUGUGUCAUAACGUCUGUAGGAAGUCCUGUUCACUUUGUCAGUGUACAGCAAACAUUUGGAACUUGGAUGAAGGAACCUGCAAACAUAAGUGAUGAAAGGAUUUGGCUCACCAUGCAUUUUUCAGGAAACUAUAUAAGAGAAUAUGAAAAUUCCAAUGCCUUGCUGAAUGACAGCUACAGGAUCAUUAACAUCACAGGAUUCUUCUAUGGAUGUGGUCAUGCAGUACAAAACAAUCAUCUCUACUAUCAGAAGGGAGGAACCAAUGUCAUUCUGAAACUGGGGCUCGAUAAAGCCUCGCUGGGCACCCUGCUGAUGGAAAAUGCCUUAUACCACGGCCGGAACUACCUCUUCUCUAACUCCAAGACGUAUUUCAACAUAGCAGUGGAUGAGAAGGGUCUUUGGAUAAUAUAUGCCUCAAGCACUGAUGAAAAUAUAAUGGUAGCACACAUCAAUGAAGAAACGUUCUCAGUCAUUCGGCACAUCAAUACCACCUAUCCUAAGUCCAAGGCUGGUAACGCGUUCAUAGCAUGUGGCAUUCUGUAUGUUACUGACACUAAGGACUUGACAGUAAGUUUUGCUUUUGAUUUGCUGAAAGGGAAGCAGAUUGAUGCAAGGUUUGAGUUACGGUCUUCACAGUCUGUACUUGCUAUGCUUUCAUACAGUCUGCGAGACAAGAAUUUGUACACGUGGGAGAAUGGGGGCUUAAUGGUAUACCCAGUCCAUUUUGGCAGAUGA